AUGAAUUUCUCGAAGCAAGAAAAUGACCUGUCAUAUCUUAAAUACUGUGUGUUAAGGUUACUGCCCUCAGUGGACCUUUAUCUGAAGAAGAGCCCGAAAAGGCUGCUCUCUGACAUAGCCACUAUUCUUUCGCUGCUACAGAUCGCAUUACGGGGACACGAUUUCACUGAAAUUGUGCUCGCGUGGUCCAGUUUGUUUAUAGCAGUCGCUGGUUAUGAGAUUGCUUAUUGUGGCAAGGAAGCGUCGUACACCUGGAGAGACGGAUCGCUAGAGGCUUUCUUUGACGAAUACAUACCGCGGAUGCUAAAAACUCUGAAUGCUGAACGUGAAAAGAGGCUAUAG
This is a messenger RNA of Kuraishia capsulata CBS 1993, 342 nucleotides long. RefSeq lists its product as uncharacterized. The transcript has a single exon. Bases 1 to 342 code for a protein of 113 amino acids. NCBI's taxonomy places the organism in Eukaryota, Fungi, Ascomycota, Pichiomycetes, Pichiales, Pichiaceae. The record is from RefSeq and is a predicted model, not a curated record.